AUGGAAGCUGCUAUUCGAGAUGCCCCCUUUGGGCAGAUUGUUCGCUACCUGACAAACAACAAAUACUUCAAAUACCCGGAAGAACAACCCGACUUCAAGCUCCCCGAUGCCUGGCUUCAGCUAUUGAACGAUUCUGCUGCAAGCACCAUUGGAGACGAAAAGGUUAAUCCCGAAGAUACCAAUAACAGCAGCGAGCCCUUGAGUCGGACCUCCACCAUAGCUUCUUUGACACCCUCCGAAGCCCGUCUCGAGACUGAGCUACAACAUGAGAUCGAAAAAACAAAAUCUAUUCCAAUUACACCCAAGAAGACAAAGGAUGGAGCCAUCCUCGUUGAUUGGUACUACACUGACGACUCGGACAACCCUCACAAUUGGUCCAAUCGAAAGCGUGCUCUCAUCGCCACCAUCAUUUGUCUAUAUACCUUUGUUGUAUACACCACUUCUGCCAUCUAUACAUCCUCCACAGAGGGGGUCAUGAAGGAGUUUGGUGUGAGUACCCUGAUCGCAACUUUGGGCCUGUCGCUCUAUGUUCUUGGAUAUGGAAUGGGUCCCCUUGUCUUCUCUCCACUGAGUGAGAUCCCAGUCAUUGGACGCAAUCCAGUCUACAUUGUCACAAUGUUCCUCUUCGUCAUUCUCUCCAUCCCAACGGCUUUGGUAAAAAACUUCGCCGGCUUGAUGGUUCUUCGUUUCCUUCAGGGCUUCUUUGGCUCUCCAUGUCUGGCAUCUGGAGGUGCCUCAAUCCAAGACAUGUAUAGCCUGAUGUCUCUUCCUUACGCCAUGAUGGCUUGGGUUUCUGCCGCUUACUGUGGACCUGCCCUCGGACCCCUUCUCAGUGGUUUCGCCGUCCCAGUCAAGGGCUGGCGUUGGUCCCUCUACAUAUCAAUCUGGGCUUCUGCCCCAGUCCUGAUCCUGAUGUUCCUGUUCCUCCCGGAAACCAGCACUGCCACAAUCCUGCUCAGGCGUGCUGCCCGCCUGCGCAAGAUUCACAAUAACAGCCGGUUCAUGUCCCAGUCUGAGAUCGACCAGCGGAACAUGCAUGUCUCAGACAUUGCCGUGGAUGCUCUGAUCAAGCCUUUGGAAAUCACCAUCAAGGAUCCAGCCGUGCUUUUCGUCCAGAUCUACACGGCCAUCAUCUAUGGCAUCUACUACUCUUUCUUCGAGGUCUUCCCCCUCGUCUACCCAGUCGACUACAACAUGAACCUCGGCCAGAUCGGUCUCGUCUUCCUAUGUAUCAUGGUUUCAUGUAUCGUCGGAAUAGCCAUUUACGUCGCAUACAUCCACUACUGGAUGAAUCCCCGCAUUCGACGCCUCGGGUUCGGAGCACAAGAGUCCCGUCUUCUUCCCGCUCUGCCUGCUUCUUUCGGUCCUACUAUCGGUCUCUUCCUUUUUGCUUGGACUGCUCGCGCAUCUAUUCAUUGGAUCGCACCCACCAUUGGCAUCACCAUUUACGGCGCGACGGUCUUCAUCGUCAUGCAAUGUAUCUUCGUUUACAUCCCGCUCAGCUACCCCCAGUAUGCGGCUAGUUUGUUCGCGGCAAAUGAUUUCUUCCGCAGUGCUCUUGCUUGUGGAAGUGUGUUGUUUGCGCAUCCGCUGUUCGGGAACCUGGGUGUGGCUAGGGGUGUCAGUCUUCUUGGUGGGUUGAGUGUUAUUGGUAUCAUUGGUAUUUGGCUGCUUUACUUCUAUGGCCGCAGACUUCGUGCUUUGAGCAAGUUUGCUCUUUCGGAGUAG
Messenger RNA from Penicillium salamii, 1728 nucleotides. Lineage: Eukaryota; Fungi; Ascomycota; Eurotiomycetes; Eurotiales; Aspergillaceae. The record is from the annotation of a GenBank genome assembly.